UUCCAGCGACGGACACGCCUGUCCCCGGAAAAGGCCUCAGAGGCAGCUGCUCUGUUAGCUGCGAAGCUAACACGGUUUCACAACUUGUCAACUAACGAUGAAUCCACCUGUUGUAAUGGAAUUUUAAACAUUCACAAGUUAAAUAAGAACCAACGCCCAUCGGUGACUUCAAGAUGCACCGGUGCCCCGAUUGUUCCAAAACGUUCCCAUCGCCGUCCAAGCUGAAGAGACACCAUCUGAUCCACACGGGCCAGAAGCCCUUCAGCUGUGGAUCCUGUGGGAAAGCCUUCAACCAGUCCCAUCAUUUAAAACUACAUCUGCAGAACGUCCACCGCUCCCGGCCGCCAGCGGGCACGCCACCGGAGGUUACUUCAGCCAAUCACCAGCGACCAAGCUGUGAUAAACCAGCGGCGGGGACGAGCACACGUGGCAACUGGGCUGAAAUCCCAUCGACUGUGACUUCCUCUGUGGCCUCCCAGCCCCAGUGGAGAACCACAACUGUUUGUCUUCCCGUGUCAGAGACUGGAAACCAGUUCAAAUCCAUGUCCCAUGGAACUGAAGGCACAGCGCCUGUCUCGUGUGAUGUGGAUCCGGUGCAUCAGGAUCAGGUUCAUCCUGCCAAAAGACACACCUGCAAAGUCUGCUCAAAGUCCUUUCACUCAUCUCUCCAGCUGUGGAUUCACCUUCCAACUCACAACAAGUCCAAACCGCCCCCUGGGAGGGGCCAGAGCAUCUUUAAGAAGGGCCCGUGGAGGAUGAACUUUCAGUCACAGGAAUCCAGAAGCGCCAGUAAAAGAAUAAUGUCUCUGAGACACCAGUGUCCUAAAUGUCUGAAAGGCUUCUGCUCCCCGUCCAAGUUGAAACGACAUUUCCUCAUCCACACGGAUCAGAAACCUUACUCGUGUUCAAGUUGCUGGAAAAGCUUCCGACAGAAGGGCCACUUGAAAACUCAUUUAGGCUCAGAAAAUAAAUGCCCACUCUCUGCUGCCAAUGCGAGACUGAUUCUCCCCAAUGACAGUAGAGCCUCACGUCUGCAGCCUGAGAUGCAGCUUCAGCGUCCAUCCAGUCAUCAGGACUCGUCAGUGGAGCUCAAGCUACAAUGUGAGAUACGUGUGAAUACUCUGCACGAACUGAACACGACUGAAAUCAAGUUAAAUUCAUUAGUAAAACCCGAGCAGACGUUAAAUCCGAGCUUUCAGUGUCACGAGUCAGGAGGACAAGGGUCGCAGCACCUGACACAAAAAGAUGUGAAACCAUUCCGAUGCUUGAUCUGUAACCGAUCCUUUCGUUUAGAGGUGAAUUUAAUCCGUCAUGGAAGAAUUCACUGGAACCAGAAGGAAUCGGGAAGUCCCACCUCUGUGCCAAACUGUCAUAAUGUGAAAAUGUCCAAUUCGGACGCAAUCACACGUGUGCCUGAGCCCGAACCUGCCGACCUCAUGGACUUCAACAUCAUUGUUAAACCAGAAAUACAGAGAGAGGAUCUCCGGGACUCUUUUCCUCUGGAGGCUGCGUCUGCUCCACCAGCAGAACAGCUGAGAGCAACAACCCAGCAGCGUAGAAUCAACCCUUCACAUCAGUGCCGCUCGUGUUCCAAAGGUUUUCCGUCCCCGUCGAAACUCAGGAGACACAUGAUGAUUCACACGGGACAAAGGCCCUUCAGCUGUGAGUUGUGUGGAAAGCGCUUCCGGCAGAAAACCCACCUGAGGGUUCACUGUCGCACUCACCUGUUGACCAGGUACCAGAAGCAGAGGUCGCUGUACAUCAACCGGCCGCCUUCACGCAGCGGUGGGUUCCACACCAGGCCGGCAGCAGACGUCCCGGUCCAGGAAGUGUUGGGACAUAAAAAGUGUAAUGAGACACUUACUAGUUGUGAUGUGAUCUCCGCAAAACAACCAGUUCAGACAACUUCUACAGCAAGUGUUCAGAAUAAUGUCAAGACAGAAUCAGGGAUCCAGUUGUUUCCACAAACCUCCAAGAAAAGGGAGGUUUUGCCGUUGAUUACAGCUCCGAGAGUGAAUAACACCCCGACUGCUAAACCAGUGCAAAUUCAUGGCAACACGCGACACCAGUGCUCCCAGUGUUCGAAGUGUUUCCCGAGCCCCUCUAAAUUAAAAAGGCAUGAGAUGGUACACACAGGCCUUAAACCAUUUCGGUGUCCCACAUGUGGGAAAGCUUUUAGGCAGAGGACACAUCUGAAGACACACGAAGCGGGACAUUGUACGAGGAGACCGUCCCAACCUGUCAAUCAGCAGGCGAGCAUCAAAAAACUGAAAAUAAAUAAUCAGCAGCCGCAGCAGCAGCUUUACCCGAGGAUCACUGUUUGUUUCCCUUCUCUGCACCACUCUGUAAACACAAACACACACACAGUUAGUAAUGGUGCGACAAGUAGAGACAAAAGUGUGCAGCAUUGUACCGGGCCGGAAAUACCUAACGCAAAAGUGAACAGUCCCUUUAAGACAAACGCCAAAAGCACUACUUGUAAAAAGAAGAAGCUUCACACGUGUCGAAUAUGCUGCAAGAACUUCUCUUCCCCCUACAAGCUCUCCAGGCACCUGCUCACUCACUCUGGUGUGAGGCCGUACAAAUGCAGCUUCUGCAGCAAAACACUGACACAGCACGGACAUCUGAAGUUACACGAGCGCAGGUGCAGACACAGAAGCAGGAUCUCCGACUGUUCUCACAGAGAAAUGGUGAAUACCAACCGUCUCCAGGAAAAACCUGUUGAAAACCUUAUAUAUUGUACAAAUUUUAAUUUGGAUGCAGUAACAGAGCAGAGAGAGUCCAGCUAUAGUCCAACCAGCGUCAGCUCGUUUACUGCUGGAGAUUCAGCUUAUUGUCCGGAGGCAAUAGACUGGCUGGCAGUACCGGACACGGGCUUACAAGAGGAGAAUUAUGAACCAGGAGAAAAAGUGGAUCAAGCUGCAGACAGUUCUAAUCAGGCCUCAGAUCAGUUUAGCUAUUCGUUUCCCUCCGAGCUCGCCUUUGAAAUAAGUAAGCUCAUCCAAAAUCAAAGCACUGCAGCUCCACCCUUGACUAAUAAUGUAGAAACACCCCGGCAGCGUGAAGGAGGGACGGCCGAUUCCCUUGAAAACAAAGUGCUCAGCGAUGUGAGCUCUGUGAAUCUACUCCGGACAGAUUCCCGAAGCGGGGACUGGUGUGAGCCGGUGAUCGUGUUUGAAUGUGGCGAGUGCACGACAGACUUCAUGAGCGACGCCCACCUUGAGCAGCACCUGUGUCCUGCUCGGGUUCAACCUGAAGGGACCAAGGCGACCGCCAGGAACCGCUGUGACGUCUGCUUCAAACAUUUUGUCUCCCCGUCCAAACUGGUGAGGCAUUCUCUCGUCCACACGGGUCAGAGGCCGUUCACCUGUGACGUCUGUGGCAAAACCUUCACUCAGAGAUCACAUGUCACAACUCACAGACAGACUCAUUGAGGGUGGGACACUGAGAUGGUUCGGUUUGU
Molecule: messenger RNA, 3463 nt
Organism: Pleuronectes platessa (European plaice)
Lineage: Eukaryota; Metazoa; Chordata; Actinopteri; Pleuronectiformes; Pleuronectidae
Product: zinc finger protein 770
Exons: 2
Coding region: 174-3434 (1086 amino acids)
Source: RefSeq, a predicted model, not a curated record